This is a messenger RNA of Drosophila eugracilis, 3030 nucleotides long. RefSeq names its product mitoferrin (gene mfrn). The transcript has 7 exons. Bases 636 to 1778 code for a protein of 380 amino acids. Gene Ontology annotation, molecular function: ferrous iron transmembrane transporter activity. The record is from RefSeq and is a predicted model, not a curated record. Gene Ontology annotation, biological process: iron import into the mitochondrion. Gene Ontology annotation, cellular component: mitochondrial membrane. Lineage: Eukaryota; Metazoa; Arthropoda; Insecta; Diptera; Drosophilidae.
UAUAUUUAUCCGAGUCAUAUGGUAUUCUCCAACAGACCCACCGCGGUCACUCUGGGCACGAGGCUUGUUUAUUGGGCGAAAUUUAAUGAUUCCCUGUAAUCAUUCAACAUUUGCAACACAUCCCAACCGCAGCAACAGUAGCAGUUCAAGCGAAACAACGGCCGCGGGCAGAAACUGAAACCUCUUCGCUCCGAAAUCGAGUGAAUCGGGGAGCGUGUCGUCUAUAUGUCUAUUAUGCUAGUCGUGGUGCAGCAAUAGUACCAGUGGUACCAGCAGUAGCCGCAGUGUCAAUUAGUAGUUUCGCAUAACACCACCUCACGCGUACACUCUGCACCACCACCCCUCGAACACCCGACGCCCGCCCACCCGUGAAUCGUGAUAUCCGUGUUAUACAACAAAAUUGUUCCGUGUUCGACAUACGCCGGCUAAAACUGCUCGUUGAUACCAUCUUCAUCCUGCGAAGCUACCCAAUCCUAACGGAGAAAGCGGUUCUACAACUGAAACUUGACUUGGUAGAACUGGUCCAGAUUAUCAGGUCAUCGUAAGAGGAGCAGCCACUACAAGGGCACAACCACAAUACUCGCACACAAUCGGUAGUAUAGCUGCACCGACACCAUCGACGGAUCGGAUCCACCAUGAACAUAGACGACUACGAAUCGCUGCCCACUACCAGUGUGGGUGUCAAUAUGACGGCGGGCGCUAUUGCGGGUGUACUGGAGCAUGUGGUCAUGUAUCCGCUGGACUCCGUCAAGACGCGAAUGCAGAGCCUUUCGCCUCCCACAAAAAACCUGAAUAUAUUUUCAACCUUUCGGAACAUGAUCACGAGUGAGGGCUUGUUAAGACCCAUUCGAGGAGCUAGUGCUGUAGUAUUGGGUGCCGGUCCAGCGCAUUCGCUGUACUUUGCUGCCUAUGAAAUGACCAAGGAGGUGACGGCCAAGUUCACUUCUGUGAGAAACCUCAACUAUGUGAUUUCGGGAGUAGUGGCCACCCUUAUACACGACGCCAUUUCUAGUCCCACGGAUGUGAUCAAGCAGCGAAUGCAGAUGUACAACUCACCCUACACAUCGGUGAUAUCUUGCGUUCGGGAUAUCUACAAGAAGGAGGGCUUCAAAGCCUUCUAUAGAGCAUACGGCACGCAACUGGUCAUGAAUUUACCAUAUCAGACAAUACAUUUUACCACAUACGAGUUUUUCCAGAACACGUUGAAUCUGGAACGGAAGUACAAUCCACCAGUGCAUAUGGCAGCGGGUGCUGCGGCUGGUGCCUGCGCGGCAGCUAUAACCACUCCCCUGGAUGUGAUCAAGACGCUACUGAAUACACAGGAGACUGGACUAACGCGUGGCAUGAUCGAGGCUAGCCGAAAGAUCUACCAUAUGGCUGGUCCAUUGGGCUUCUUCAGGGGCAUGACAGCCCGCGUUUUGUACUCCAUGCCCGCCACGGCUAUCUGCUGGUCAACGUACGAGUUCUUCAAAUUCUACCUGUGCGGCAUGGACGCAGAUAAGUACAAAUCGUCAAUUACCGGUCGUUCGGAACCCCGCAAAGCGGACUACGUGCUACCCAGGACUACGGAUGAAGAGCAGAGCGAUCAGAAUCGGGAGACGGUAAAGGAGAAGGAGACCACUGUGACACUUCAUCCUACCCCGACCUCAGUUAAUACCUCCGGUGCCAUCAAGACGGUGUGUGAGCUGUCGACGCGACCCGCAGGACCAACAAUCAACCUGCACACACGGCAUACAGAUGUGAAGAGUCCCUACGAAAGGGGAUUCCCCAGGACGUAGGCAUCGCCAGUGGGCGUGGCCGCGAGCGGGGCCUGCGUUCGAAACGUUUGCAGCAGCAGCGACAGCUAAACCUAAGCGUAGCUAUUAGUUGGCGGUAGGGAUCGGGAAAGCUGGUGUGAGACUAGGGGCUUUUUGGCAGGUGGACGACACGGUGUUCGAAACGCCUGCCGUUCCAUUGACCACCGCCUGGCCACUACCCCACUUUCAGCCCACCCGAACCCAGCUGCUUGUAUGAAUACUCUGCGAGGAGUCGGUGAGAGAGUUUUAUCACUCCAUAGUCGGAGGUUAAAUCGUAGUUGUUGUUCUGCACAAAACUCUCGCUCUCACACACAAAACGCAAAACUCCACACACAACAAACACAUACUAUAAACACCCCCCACAUACACACACACAAAAACACACACUCAAAGACAGUUUUAGACAAAGUGCGAAAUUCUUGUUAAAAAGUAUAUGCUAAUGAUAAUACUGUAUCUAUGUUAUUUCGAAAUGAGAAAACCCUAUUGUAAAAUACUAUUACCUAUGUAUUACAACCUUUGAUUUACUACAUUUAUAUAUAUAUUUUUUUUAAACAAGUUUCAAAGUAUAUAUGCAUAUAUUUAUGUUGAUCGUUGUAAAGAAAUCAAGAGCAAAAAUGUAAAGCACACCCGCGCGAGAAGAAAAUUCAAUAAUUUGUAAUCAAAUUACACCUUAAAUCUUCAAACUGAGAUGUUACAAAAAAUAACGAACCGCAGAUACAGCUCUCAGAGAACUACGUCUCCCCUUCAGAUUGCCCAAUCUAUUUACCCAAUACUAAUUAGCCAGCCGCAUAGUGGAGUAGUAGCCUAGCUAUGUCUUUCCUUUGUCCUUUUGCCAGGCACUUGACUGCGAUUACUGAUAGCUGUACGAUUUAGUUCAUCCGCUGCAGUCUUUUUUAAUUAAUCAUCACACAUUAUCUUUUGUCUCAGUGCUAUAUGGUAGUUUUCAAUCCUCGAGAAGCAAUCGCUGUCUAGUGCCAGGGUCAAGACCAACCGGAGUUCCCCAAAAUUAUAAAAUACUACAUCAUAUUAUUACGUUCACUGUUAUUUUUGUUUAUAUAUAUGCAUAAUAUAUAUAUAUAUAUAUAUAUAUAUAUGUGGAUAUGCUACACCAGCGAUUAUUAAACUGUAAGGUGUAGCUCUAAAAUUAAAAUUUUAUUGUUAAAGAAUUCAAACGAAAACAAAGCGGAAGCAAACUCAUUGGCAAACAAAAAGGCCCAUUAAACGGAUGAAAGAA